Molecule: messenger RNA, 6006 nt
Organism: Myxocyprinus asiaticus (Chinese sucker)
Lineage: Eukaryota; Metazoa; Chordata; Actinopteri; Cypriniformes; Catostomidae
Product: paxillin-like
Exons: 11
Coding region: 137-1729 (530 amino acids)
Biological process (GO): substrate adhesion-dependent cell spreading; transforming growth factor beta receptor signaling pathway; endothelial cell migration
Source: RefSeq, a predicted model, not a curated record
CGAGUCCAGUCGCCUCAGACCUGCGCCUUCCAAACAGCAGGACAACUUCAGCACAAACUUGUGUGGUGUAUUAAUAACGGACUCAUUCUUCUCCAGAUUCGGAUAUUGGAGUAAAGCGCCUCUGGAAGCCGGGGACAUGGAUGAUCUAGACGCAUUGCUUGCAGAUCUCGAGUCUUCCACCGCUCAUAUCUCCAAGUGCCCUGUGUUUCUGCCCGAAGAGACACCAUAUUCUUACCCCACAGGAGGGCACCUUUUUCAGGAUGACUCCCCACCUCCACCACUGCCCCCUCCACCCUCAGCUGAGGCCCUGAACGGAUCGCUCUCUCCUCGGCCCGACUCACAGCGCUCUUCGCAACAGUCUUUAGGCUCUGCCCAUAAAAGCACAUUGUCUCGGGACAGCAGUCCACCAGCCUCUCAUACUGAAGACGACCACGUUUACAGUUUUCCCAACAAACGGAAGAACUCUGACUCAUCAGCGGCAGCCAUGACAUCUGCACUGGGCAGCAACCUGUCUGAACUGGACCGCCUGCUUUUGGAACUCAAUGCCGUCCAGCAGAAUGCCCCGUCUUAUUCCAGUACAGAGGAUGCAGCACCUCCAUUGCCACCAUGCAGUGUUGCCCAUUAUAUUCAGGAGAAUGGAGCCCAUCCAGAUAUUACUCUGACCCCUGCAUCCCUGGAGAAUCCUCAGCGAAAUGGGAUGAAGGGGACAGAGGACAGCCGCCCAACUGUGGAGAGUCUUCUGAAUGAGCUGGAGACCUCAGUGCCUUGCCCAAUGCCCACUCCUUGUGCUCUGACCGGUGAUUUGACGGACGGACAAGUGGACACAACUUCUGAGCAACAGGGCAGAAUAUCAGCCACCUCAGCUACACGAGAUCUGGAUGAACUCAUGGCUUGUCUGUCUGAUUUUAAGAUUAUGGCCCAAGGGAAGACUCCACACACACAGGUCAAUAAACUGGACAACAUGCUGGGCAGUCUGCAGUCUGACCUCCACAAGCUGGGUGUGCAGACGGUUGCCAAGGGAGUGUGUGGCGCCUGCUGCAAACCCAUUGUUGGCCAGGUGGUAACAGCCAUGGGACGUACCUGGCACCCAGAGCAUUUUGUGUGCACACAUUGUCAGGAGGAGAUCGGUUCGAGAAACUUCUUUGAGCGGGAAGGGCAGCCAUACUGCGAGAGAGAUUACCACCAUUUAUUCUCUCCGCGCUGCUACUACUGUAACGGACCCAUACUGGAUAAAGUUGUAACAGCACUAGAUCGGACAUGGCACCCCGAACACUUUUUCUGUGCCCAGUGUGGGGCGUUUUUUGGUCCUGAAGGGUUCCAUGAGAAAGACGGGAAGGCGUACUGUCGUAAAGACUACUUUGAUCUCUUCGCUCCUAAAUGUGGUGGCUGUGCUCGUGCUAUCCUGGAGAACUACAUCUCUGCCCUGAGCUGUCUCUGGCAUCCAGAGUGUUUUGUGUGCAGGGAGUGUUUCACACCCUUCAUCAAUGGCAGUUUCUUCGAACAUGAUGGUCAGCCGUACUGUGAGGUUCAUUAUCACUCUCGCCGUGGCUCGCUGUGUUCCGGCUGUCAGAAGCCAAUCACCGGCCGUUGCAUCACAGCGAUGGGCAAGAAGUUCCACCCUGAGCAUUUCGUCUGUGCCUUCUGCCUGAAACAACUCAACAAGGGCACCUUCAAAGAGCAAAACGACAAACCCUACUGCCAGGGCUGCUUCAUCAAGCUCUUCAGCUAGAUUGAUGACUGACUGACUGAUGUGUGUGUGUGCGAAGUAGUGCUUUAGGAAGCACCGAGUAUGAUGUGUGUAUGUCAAAUUGUUUUCAAAAUGUGUGUGUGUUAGGCCUGUUUCACACAUCCUGUAUUCAUUUCGCCUCCAGUAUUAACAGGUUAUAGCAACUCAAAGUAGAGUUUUGGCGCUGAGGCUAAUAUUGCAGUGUGUCACACUCUGAAAAUGGAUUGUAAAUCUAUUUAUCAACUUUAUAUUUUGCAUUAUAGGUUUUUAUGAAAUUACAUUAAGUAUUUGAGUGAUAUACUCACCCAUUGAUUGGAAAAAAAAAGAUGAUUGUUGGGGUUCAUUCAAGUUAUUCACUGUGACAUGUGAAAGAAAAAACACUCACUCAGUAAGUUUGACUGAAUUUUGAAGUAUUAUUUCUGUAUAAAUCCAGAGCUCUGUUACGUCAUUGUGAAAGCUUCAACUGCUGUUGGAGUUAACACGCUGCAGACGCAGGAUGUGUGAAACAGGCCUUAUUCAGGUUCAGCAUUAUUUUUGACAUGUGUCUGACUCUUGAGAUCCCGAAAUGACGUUGCUUGUCAGGUUAAUGGAUUGAUGAUAGAUGCUCUUGAAUGCCAGGAUGUUUGUAGAUGGUAUCAGAGGAACGUUUAGUGUUUAUUUGGAGAAAGUGUCUGAAAAAUGUAUUGUGCUCACUGGCUGAGCUGGAAAGAAACUGUUGGAUGAAAUAGAAGGUUCAUGAAUAUGAGAAAAAAAAGGAGGAUUUUUCACUUAGGAGGAUGCAGAUGUACGGGAUACACAAUCAACAAGAAAAAACACAAUAACUGUGAAAUCAACAACUGGAAAACAGUAAUAUCUGGGUGAAUUUCAAGAAAUGUCCAGGUCAUAUUUCACUUCAAAAUUAUUAUAAGAAAUGAAAUAAACAUUAUAUUUUGCAUAAAGAAAAUGGAGCUUGUUUUUAGACCCCCCCACACCCUAUUAUAAUAAUCAAAAUCACCCUGUCCAGACACAAUGAUUAAUUUUUUAUGUAAAUCCAAUAUAAAUUAAAUUCAGUACAACAAUGAUGUAUAAAUACUACAGAAAGAUAAAUAGGCAAGGGGAUGCUUUCUAAAUAAUUCCAAUUAUGGAACCGUAAUGUCACAAUGCAAAUAAUUCAUCAAACAAUGCAUUUUCUUAAGCAAUAUAUUAUUUUGUAUAAUUAUUAUUAAUUUAUAUAUAUAUAUAUAUAUAUAUUAUAUAAAAUUUCUCCUUUUAUUUUGGGGUGCAAUAUGACCCAGACAUGUUCUUGACAGCUUCCGUAAGAUUCAUACUACUAUGUAUUUUUUCAACAUUGAAUUUCGCCUCUUUUAGUGCCUUGUUUUGUAUAACAAAUUAUUUUAAAAGACACUAAAUAUACCAAAAGUUGUAACAUUUCUCAUGAAUGUUAAAGUUUGAAAGAUUGAAGUUCUGAUUAUUCAUUAUGAAGCCCGUGUGGACCUUUGGGCACUGCAAAAAAUAUAUAUCUAAAGUAACUUCUAAUAACAAGUUUGGUUAUAAUUGACAUCUGGAACCCCGUAGCUGUGAUUGUAUCCUACUGAUAUUCAGACAGGCGACUUGUGAGGUCUACUUUUAGUUCAGGGGAGUUUAUGAAUCCUAAUAAGAUCUGAUUUCGAAGUAGUAUUUUAUUAAAGGAAUAUUCCAAGUUAAAUACAACUUUUGCUAGAAUGCAAAAUGAUGUUGAUUUCCACAGUCAUUUUGACCCGUUUAUUAAAAACAAAGGAAAAAUGCAUGUGAAGUCAUGCACUUACAAUGGAAGUCUAUGGGGCAAUUGUACAGCAGGGGCGGCGUUUGCGUAUGCAGACUAUGGCAGUUGCCAUACACUAGCAUGCAGAUAAAACCAGGAAAAAAUACGCCUCAUUAAGAUGCAGUUUGCUCAUCGCUUCAAUCUGUGUCAGCCUCGUUUCCCCAGAGCAUUAUAAGCCUAAUUGUAUGAAUCAUCUUACAAUUAUGGGCUGUUUCCCAAAGGUAUUGUAAUUUAAAUACUUGAAAAUGGUCAUAAAUCUAGUGCUCUGGUGUAGGCACAUAUCUGACUUUUGCAGACACCUACAGGACAAUCACAAAAUUACACCUCAUACAAUUUAAUACAGUUAAUGUCUUACACUUUAUGAACUUUAUGCAGACGAAUGCAAUGUGACCAUCAUAAUUUAAUUUUUUAUUUGAUUUACCUUUCAAUAGAGUAUAGCCUAAUUAUAAAGGUCUACUUAUAUCAAUUAACCUACACAGGCCUGUUUUUCUCAAUCUAAUGUGUAAUGAUAUAUAGUAUAGUUUAAAAUGAAGGCAUAAAAUAGAUCAAUGAAAGAAAAAAAGAGUGUUUGAUAACAUAAUUCAAUUGCAUAAAUCAAUUAAUUACUGACACAUAUUUGUGUGCAUGACCAAUGAUUGAAUUACAAAUUAAAUCGGGAAUUGAGAUGUUUUAUAUUGCGCAUUAUAUUGCAAUAGGCCCACUGAUAACACGGUAAACAUAUUUGUGUAAAUGAAACACUAAAAACGUACUUAUGAUGAACAAAGCAUUGAUUGUGUAAAAAUAAUAGAUCUUACUGUUCUGAUCGGACAGUAAUAAUAACAAAAAUGUGUGUAGUCAAUUAGUUUGUUGAAGAGAAUUACUUUAAACCUUUCCCAGCUUGGUAAAUUACAUGUAGUUAUGCGGCAAGCUUUAAAAAUAAUUAAAAUGACGAGAGACACUACACGGUCACAUUUCAGCAUUCAAACAGGGACUUGCGAAGUGCUAUUUUGGGUGGGUGGUUGGUUAUCCAAGGAGUUUUUUUGCCAUACCCUAGGUUUUUAUUAAACGCCGCCGCUGGUGUACAGCAUGAAUAAACAUUGAACAUAUAAAACUGUCACACUGUUUUGAAAGUAUAACCAUAACGCUUAAACAAUACAGGUGUUAACAUGAGACUGGUGUGAUAGACUCACUUGUGCAAAGUUAUAUCCAGUCUUUCAACUCAUGUCAUGACCAUGUAAAGUCAUGCAAGGGUAACAGAAAGGGAAGACAUAAUUGUCUGUAAAACACUUUUUGAUAGUUUAUUUUUAUUAGUUAUAGUUAUUGAUUAAUUCAUGUUAAUGCUUUAACAAAAAUACAAGUUUAAAGUUUCUGCUUUUAAACUCUUAAACGCAUGCCCCAUAGACUUCCAUUAUAAGUGCAUUACUGAAAAUGCAUUUUCUUUCGAUUUUGCAAACUGAGAGACAAGUCAACAUUAUUAUACAUUAUUUGUGUGUGUGUGUGUGUGUGUGUGUGUGUGUCACUCAAUUAAAUUUUGCCUCAAAUAAGUUACUUUUUAAUCACUGAAUAUUGUAAUUAUCCACUUAAUGAAAAUCAGAUGUGAAAUUGUUCAUCUAAAUAGCUGUGACAAUACUGUGCAAUUUUCAACCCUUGAAUACAGAAUAUGAUUGGUUUUGAAAUGAGUAUCUGAUACUUUCUCACUCUCAAGAGACAAUUCUAGACGAGAUGAAAACUGCUGUAUUAUUAUAUUCUACUAAUUUCUCUUUUAGUGUUGUCUGUUUUGCAUGGAAGUCUUAAGUGUCUUUCAGAAAUUGUAAAGGGCGAGUUUUGAAAACUUGCCGUGAUGUUGCAAAAGGGUGAAUUGGUGAGUUUCUUUCAUUUUUAGAAACAUGUAACUGGAAUAGAUGUAUUUUCAGAUUGAGAGUAUUAAAGAUCCCAAAUAUCUGUUGGAAUGGCAUAGCUUUCUGGAUGCCUGUCAACAAAGAUUACAAGUAAGAUUUUGUUGGAUCUGAUGUUAUGCACCAGCAAGUGUUUAUUAUAUGAAAGCUUUUAUAUGACCUAAUGUGCCAGAUAUCUGUAAGUGUAAUUCUUUCUCAACCGCUGUUGUGCGAAUGUUACUUUGAAAGUAGACAAUAAUUGUUUUUGAUUUAAUUCGCUUUUAAAAUGCUUUAUUUGAUUACUCAAUUGUAAUGAUUGGUCUUGUUUUUCACGGUUUGUCUCACCCCUAAUCGCUGAGAUGAGGAUGUCUGUAUCUGUUUUAAUCACAUUUACACUGGUUAAAUGUUUUGAUCUUGUUUAUCUUGAGAUAUGUUUAUUAUCUUAAAAAUGUAUCUGAAGCCUUUUUUCCUCUUUUGAAUAAACAUUUGAUUUCCCGUUAUAUAUUAUAUUAUUUACCCAAUGUGAACACGGCUAUGCAUAUUAUAAUAAUUUUUCUCCUGUAACACUGUCACAUUUUAUUCUGAGUAUUUGUUACCAUUUCAGUUCAUGAUAUAUACAAAUAAAUGUGGUGUUUUAAUGCACUGAA